UCGCAUUUUGUAAAUAGAAGUUUUGCAUUCGAGCUUCUGGUUGCCAUUGAGAUGCAACUCCGUUAUUUUAGGUCCACUGUUCAAUGAAGGAAACAUAAUAAAACUGUACAGGAAUUGAUUAACUACAUUCUUCAUUAGCAAAGAUGUCUGAAAAGCAUUCUUCAGAUUUGGCGAGGGACAAAGCGGCUCGUCUGUUGAAGAAAAGGGGCAGUGCAUCAUCACUAUUAAGCAGUAGUGAAUAUGGAGCACGAUAUCGACCAACCGGGUCAAUGAGCACGGUGUCCUUCAUGGAUGACCCCCAUGACAUUGCCCGUGUUGGCCAGAAUAUGAAGCUAGAGCCAACCUACCAGUUGAAUCCAACGGUCAAAUUCCCAGUCAAACAGAUCAAGGACAUUCUGCAAGAUGCCCUUGAGGGGUACUUAGGGGAGGAGAAGUACGAGCCUGAGCUAUGUAAACAGAUGACAAAGACAAUAUCAGAGGUGGUUAAGGCCAGAGUAAAGGAUCUACGAUUGAAACGUUACAAGAUCAUUGUCGUCAUCCACAUCGGGCAGCUCAAUGACCAAGGUAUGCGCAUCUCAAGCCGGUGUUUAUGGGACGACUCCAACGAUAACUUUUCUACUCAUGAAUUCAGCAAUAACUCACUAUUUGCGGUUGCGAUGGUCUACGGGGUGUACUAUGAGUAGAAAGGGGGUGAUGAAAAGGGAAGGAAAGGCAUUUAUUUAAGAUAAUUAAGGUAUUAUGAUAUUUAUUCAAGAAAUAUUUUAUUUCAAUAGGCGGAAUCUAAAGUUGAUUCUGUAGCUGAGGGCUCCCAAGUCCAGAGGGCCCACCUCUCUUGUCUUGGAGUUCAGACAAGGCUGUUCAAUGCUUUGGUGGCACACAGCAAGUCUGUUUACCUCCCCAGCAUAUGCCAGUAAUCAUUUUACUCCAGGUAGAGAGAUACAAAAUGUAAAUAAAGUGUCUUGCCCAAGGUCACAACAGAAGCAAGGGUUUUGGACCAUUGACCUCAAGGUUGAUAGUCUGUGGCACAACCACUUCACCAACCACUCUCUUUGGGACCUAGAUAAAAGUUGAUUUAUUUACACUGGACGUUUCUGGAAUAGUAGCACAUUGUGACAGCAUGAGGAAUAAUUUACUAGAAUAUAUUUGAUACUUAAUCUGAUAACACAAAUUAAAAUAAAUGUAUUCAUAAUAUGAAAAUACUUAUUGUAUUAUUUUUGCUAAACCAGUAAUAAAUAUUUAGUUAAGAUGCUGGUAAAAGUGUGGGAAUAGAUACCAGUUCACUGUUUGUUAAUCAUGUUGCUCACUCAUUUUGUAGUUUUAACAAAUUAUCUUUAGGUACAUCUCAGUAUAGGGUCAACUCUUUUUAACUGAUUUCAUAUCACAUAUUUUUUGUGAAGCGUAGCUGUGUGUAUGUAAGUACAGAAGUUACAAUAUAAAGUAGAUUUGAUUAUAUAAGGAUUAUUAGUAGUAAUUACCAAAACACACCUUUUUAUUUUUAAACUCAAAUAAUUAGCAAAAGAUUUUUACUUAAUUCAUGCAUUGUGUUUCAACUUCAUAAAAAAAAGUGGAUUGUAUAUGAUUUUUAAAGGUUUUUUUAAAGGUUUUAUUGUACUGUAGAUAAGCAUUUUAUCAAUGAAUUUCAAAAUUGUUUUUAAUUCUAUAUAUCUACCCCUCGUUAAUUCAAAUAAUUAUCAAGAUAUAUCAUUUUUUCAUUGAUUUGCAUGUAAAUAAUUGAACAAAACUUUUUUUUAUACAAUUAAUGCAUUUCCUCCCCCUUUGUGUGAUUUGGUAAGCAUUUCAAAUUAUAUAUACAGUAAUAUUCUAUGUCCUGGUGAUUGAGAGAAGUACUUUUUUACCUAAUUAAUUUGUAUCUGCUAUCAAUGAUGAUAAUUAUUAUGUAUAGGUUAAAUUUUGUUCAUGAACGGUAUUGCAAUUCUGCCCUAUCAUGUUUUGAACUAUAUAAAAAUAAUUUUUAUUUUUAAAUUAUAUAAAAUUUAAUAUUUACAUUUGAUAGGACAUUGUAUGAAUCAUACAUUGUUGAUGAAUGUAGUGGGUGGACCCAGAGAACAUUUCCCGUUCCUCGGUUUCUCUGUCUUUGUUCCCCUUAUCUUUCCUGAUUUGAAUGCCAACAUUAUAAACAAUAAAUUCAGAAAUGUUUAUUUCCCAUGUAUGCUCCCUUGCUUCUUUGCUUAUCAAAAAUGCUGUUUUAUAUAGUGGCAGUUUCAGGUGCCAUGAGGAAUAUUCCCCCCCCCCCCUUCCCAACAUUUUGAAUGCUAAAAUUUCAUAUUUACUCAUUGAAAUAUCCUUACCUCCUAGUGCCCCUGUUUUAAUAAUCCUCUCUCCGGCCCCGCUAUCCACAGUAUAUCACCUCAAUUGAUUUCCGUCCAGUUUAAUCUGCAAACUCCAUUAUGUAUGAGGUGAUUGACACAAAGUGAUUUCAUUGCCAAAUUACUGAACAUUCCAAAUGCUUUAAUCAUGCCAUGAUUUUAUAAGGGAUUAUAUUUUGAGUACAUUAUUAUAUUAUAUGCCAGCAUAUGCGAUUUGUAUAUAAUUCAUUUUUAGCCGUAUUAUUUCCAAAUCAUGUUAAUAGUUCAUUGUGACAAUGAUAAUUGUGAUAUUAAUGCCUAUGAUUAAACAGUGCAUACAUUUAUGUAAAAUAUAUAGCAAACACUAGAACCAUUCAAUAUAUAUAAUUAAUAUGUUAUAAAAGCAAUUUCUUAUAUUGUAAUUAAUAAUGGAUAUAUUAUAAUCAUUAUUAUUUUAUAAAUAUAAUGCUGUUACAUAAUGUAAUGGCCAUUUAUAAGAUAUGGAAUGUUAGAUGCACAUUACACUUACUGCAAAACUCAUAUAUUGAAAGUAUUAAAUAAAUAAACCCUAUUUUUUUUAUAGUAUAUAUACAUUAUAACAUUCUAAGUGACUCUAAUAUGAUGUAAUAUUGUUUUCCUUAAUUCGCUAUUUUUUAAUUAUCCAGUUAAAGUAAGUAUUAUUCCAAAAUAAGUAUAUUUUGAGAAACUCACAGCGCCUGCUUUUUGUUUGUACAAAUUAGUAAUCUGUAACAUUAUUAAUGUAUUUCCUUUGUUGCUGUUUCAUAUUUUAGUCCUUAUAAAGCCUGGUUUCCAUGAAAUCGCUACACGCUAUUGCUGACAGCUUUUGGCAACGCUGAUUGGUCAGUUUAACAAUUGCAGUGUAGUGAUUUUAUGCAAAUCAGUCUAAGUUUUAGCAAAUAGUAUAGAACUGCAAUUCUAUACUCUUUGGUUUUAGUUAAUGUAUAUUCAUAGUCUAGUUGUAGCGGUUAUGUGUGUUCAGGAUAUGACCUGGUGAAAAACAACUCCUCAGUUAACAAUUUUCUGUUAUUGAAAAAGAUUUAAUAUCAUUAUCCGUCCAAUUUUUUUUUUUUCAUAAUUUGUUACUCCAUCUGCAUAAUUUGUGAUAAUAUAAUAUGAUAUGAACAAUCUAUAUUUAUACAAUGCGUUAUUCUUUACAAAUGUAAUAAGAGAGCAGUUGAGUGUUAGAUAUACCAAGCUAAUAAUAAAAAUAUAAUGCAGGCGUCGCUACACUAACCUA
Anneissia japonica is the source of this 3564-nucleotide messenger RNA. Its product is annotated as tctex1 domain-containing protein 1-B-like. The record is from RefSeq and is a predicted model, not a curated record. Lineage: Eukaryota; Metazoa; Echinodermata; Crinoidea; Comatulida; Comatulidae. Gene Ontology annotation, cellular component: cytoplasm; cytoplasmic dynein complex. Gene Ontology annotation, molecular function: dynein intermediate chain binding. The transcript is spliced from 4 exons. Gene Ontology annotation, biological process: microtubule-based movement. The coding region runs from base 144 to 683 and encodes 179 amino acids.